Molecule: messenger RNA, 1140 nt
Organism: Hymenoscyphus albidus
Lineage: Eukaryota; Fungi; Ascomycota; Leotiomycetes; Helotiales; Helotiaceae
Source: the annotation of a GenBank genome assembly
CUUGGGUUUUGGUAAAAAUUGUACGAGUUGAGAGAGGCAAAUGCAAGCCAUGGCCUCUUGAUUGAAACCAGAUUCCCCAAAAAUGCACUGCUGGUAAAUCUUUUUACCUACGCGAGGAAGUUUCAUGUGAUGAAUGUCUCUCCAGCUGAGCUCUGAUCCCGUCAUGCGAUGACGAUAGUCACAGCUUCUUUCCCAAGGUUCUGCCCAGCUGCCCCUCUCCCAAACCUUCCCCGCCUCAACAACACCACCGCCACAUUCACAACCUCAAGCACACCAAACAGGUACAAAUACACAUUCCCCAUUCUGUACCCCUCACACCAGAUCUAGAAUCCACGACCAAAAAGCUAAUAUUGUCUUCCACCUCCCAGAAACCAACCACUCAUUUCACACAGACAACCCCUCAUCCAACCGUAACCAUGUCCGCCUUCGAGACCGCAGUCACAGACUCCAAGAAGCUUACCUCCAAGCCCAACAGCGAUGAUCUCCUCUCUCUCUACGGUAUAUCCUUCUCCUCUCCUCUGCUUCUCUUGCACAGCAUUCCAUACAGCAUAUACACCGCACCCCUCUCUCCCCAAUUUCAGUGGACAUGAGCUAAUGAGGGGUACCGAACAGGAUUAUACAAAGUAGCCCACGGAGAAGACAUCACCAAAGCCGAGACACCCGGAAUGUUCGACAUCAAGGUUCGUUUGCACUACUAUUUCCCUUCUUCCCUCCCUCCCGUCGCGUCUCAGGAUGGGCAGCUGACAUUCAAUUCCAAUCCAGGGAAAAUCUAAGAAGAAGGCGUGGCAAACAGUCGUGGACGAGGGAAUCGAUGCCGAAACUGCCAAGCAGCGAUACGUCGACUUGGUCGAGAAGAUGAAGGUCACAUAUGGCUAUGAUGCCAACAAGGCUCCUGAGGAAGUCGGCGCCGGUGCAUGAGAAACUCAACCAUCUUUGUACAUGGACGAUUCAUCGCAUCACGUAAUAUACGCACACGCACAUGUUGAGCGAUGGUAGACGCAUGAUUGGGUGAUCUCUUUUCGUGAGGAUUAGGUUUGGGUGGUACAUGAUAAUACAUCUACCUUCUACAUUCAUAAUGGCAUGAUUCAUUUUGCAAGUUGUGAUACUAGGUAGUUGAUUUUUUAUGUUCCUUGCUAUGUG